This is a messenger RNA of Oryza brachyantha (malo sina), 844 nucleotides long. Its product is annotated as late embryogenesis abundant protein 47-like. The record is from RefSeq and is a predicted model, not a curated record. The transcript has 2 exons. Lineage: Eukaryota; Viridiplantae; Streptophyta; Magnoliopsida; Poales; Poaceae. The coding region runs from base 1 to 663 and encodes 220 amino acids.
AUGAGCGAGGAGCACGAGUACGCCCAGGCGCAGACCGUCCGCCGCCCCGGCGACGUCUACCCCUCCUCCGCCGCCGACCGCCACAGCGCUCUCUCUGCCGCCGCCGCGGCGUCGCCUCACGAUGGCGCCCUCCAUGUCACCCAGGCCGACCUCCCCGCCGGCAAGCGCCUCGUCACCGCCACCGCCGCCGGACAGGUGAUGGCUCAGUUCACCCUGCCGGUGCCGGGCACAGAGGUGGCGGAGGAGACCGACGCGGUCACCAUCGGCGAGGCGCUGGAGGCGGCGGCCUCGGCGGGAGGCAGGCCCGUCGACCUUGCCGACGCGGCGGCGCUGCAGGCCGCCGAGACGCGCGCCACUGGGAUGCCCGGGCCCGUCCCCGGCGGCGUGGCGGCCACGGCGCAGCAGGCCGCCGCGGCGAACAUGAGGCGCCCCCAUGACGACCACGGCGGGGGGGACAGGAACGCCACCACGCUCAGCGACGUGGUCGGCAGCGCCGAGGCGGCGCUCCCGGCCGACAAGGUGGCCACCAGGGAGGACGCCGACAGGGUGGCGGCCACCGCAGCGUGGAACGCCAGGAGGCACGGCGGCGGCGGCGGCGGCGGGAAGGGCGUCGCCGAGGCGGUGGCCGCCGCGGCCGAGAUGAACGAGGGCAGGAUGCCUUAAUUAGUUUAAUGUGUCGCACCAUCUACGUACAAGUUCGUAUGCGUAUACGUACAGUAAUGUGGUACAUGUGCCGUGCGCGUAUUUUUCACCCGUAUUUGUACUUUAUAUGUGCGUGUGGUGUAUUUUUACUAGUAGUACUAUAUUCUAGUUUUAGAAAUAGUAUGUGUACUUAAAAAAUAUU